Messenger RNA from Prorocentrum cordatum, 3357 nucleotides. The record is from the annotation of a GenBank genome assembly. Lineage: Eukaryota; Dinophyceae; Prorocentrales; Prorocentraceae.
AUGGUGUCGCCCGUGUGCGUGGAGGAGCUGCUCCGCGCGCUGCCGGGCGACGCGCUCGCAAGGCUGUUUGAGGGGUACGCGCGCGGAAACUUCCGCGUCGACGGUGUCUGUCACCUGGUGCUUCACGGCCCGCCAGAGCUGCGGGUCCGCGCCCUCUUGCCGAGGGUCCUGCCCGUCCUGGUCUCGGCCCAGAGCAUGCGGACGGUCGAAGACCUGUGCACGCUGCUGGAGGAGCCUGCCCAGUCACUGUUCGCGCCCCAGCUGCCGUACAUCCUGAGCGCAGCGGCGCGGCAGCCCGAAGAGAGCAUGGACCGGGCGCUCGCGUUCGUCUCGGAGCGCGUGUACGGCCGCCAGGUGUCCGUCGCCGGCAUCUGCGACGCGUCCCUGGGGCAGGCCUUGGUGCUCAUCCUCUGGGACAGCGUGUCGCCGCGGGGGCACGAGGUACUCACAGGGAACAGGCGGUCCCCCAAGUGGGAGGAGUACAGCCCGCUGCUCCGCGGCUCCCGUGGCGAUGAGGGAUGCCCCCUGGACCACGCCCGGCUGCUCGCGGCCAUCGCGCUGCUGUUCGAGCUAGUGCCCCAGAGCCUGUACCGCUUCGCUCCCAAGGUCCUGGAGUUCCUCCACUCCGCCUCGGAGGUCUCCGGCUUCCACCCCGGCAGCGUCCGGUGUUGGCAGCUGUUCGUGCAGCACGUGGGCGUCGCGCGCCUCCGCCCGCUGCUGCCCGCGGUCGUCACCGAGCUGCUACGCCUGGCCACCCAGCUGCGCCUGCGUGCCCGCGAGGGCGACGACCGGCCCUGCGAGGUCCUCUUGGGCAGCGUGGUCGGCCAGGCGUGCCAGCAGCACGCCGACCUCGUGGCGAAGUUGCCGCCCCUGCCGCCCUGGCCAGAGCUCUCCGCCGCUCGGGCCGCCGUGGGCAGCGCGUGGCCGCCGACCCAGAGGCGCGGCCAGACGCCCGAAGCCUUCGGCAGGCAGCUGGAGGCCGGCGUGGAGCAGCUGGAGGGCGCUGCGCAGCAGGCCGUACGGCGGGCCGCUCUGGAGCACGUCACCGCUCUGGUGGAGUCGCAGCGGUGCCCUUCGUCGCCAACGAGGGUCACCCAGCUCGGCGCCGCGCUGCUGUGCAGGCUGAUGCGCGCCCUGCUGUCGUUCCUCUGGGAGUCCUCCGCCUGGCCCGACGACCAGCUCAUGUGCGGGCGGCUCCUCGGGGCCCUCGGCGCCAUCGACCCCGCCCGGCUCCCCCAGCUGGACCUCGGCAGCACGCAGCUGGCCCGGACGCCCGCGGACCUGGGCAACGCGGAGCUGCUGGCCAAGCGGGUGCUCACGGACUUCCUGGUGCCCAGCCUCACGAGCAAGAACUCGUACGCCUUCGCGGCCCAGGAAAUCCUCAAGUACCUGCAGGCUCGCGGGCGCGACGCGGCGAUGCUGGCCCACCUGAGCGAGGACGUGCGCGAGACCCUGCGGCCGUACACGAGCAGCUCUUACCAGCUCGUUGAGCCGGCGGAGGUGCUCGAGGACACCCACACGUUUGAUGGCGUGGUGGCGCACGCCGUCGGGCUCACCCACGGUGAGCACCGUGCCCUCUUCCUCGCCUGCCUGCCUGCUGCCCACGGCAACCACGCCCUGUCGCUGUUCCUAAUGCACCACGUGCUCCACAACCUCCUGGUGAAGGAUUCGAGGGCUCCGACGGAGAAGCUCCAAGCGCUCGGGCUAGCUCUUGCUGGCUUGUUAGACUCGCAGAACGACGCCACCGCGCAGGCCGUGUUCUCGCUCGUGGACGACCUGAUAGAGAGGCGCGAGCAGCUGUUCCUCAGCGCAGGCCAUGACCGAGCCCAGCCCGCCGACACGGCGGCCCGAGAGCGGGUGCUGCUGAGGGUCCAGGCCCUCCAGUCCCCGAUCACCCACCGCCACAUCGUCUCCGCGUCGGUGCGCUGCGGCGCGCACGCGCGGGCGCUGCGCUCCCUGGAGCAGGCGCUCAUCGAGGAGCACCAGGGCCCCGGGACCGUGUUCGACGCCGCCAGCAUAGAGAGCGAGGAGGACUGCCUCCUGGUGCACUCGAUCUACCGCGACCUGGACGAGCUCGACAGCGCGCUCGGUGCGCUUCGGGCCGGGCCGGCCACGGCCAAGACGCGCACGCUGCGCUUCGAGUUGGAGGGGCGCUGGCAGGACGCACAGUCGCUCUACGAGGUCCAGCUGGCGUCCGCCGCGCGGGAGGGCGAGGCACGCCGCGAGCUGCUCUGCCGGCUGGCGCACUGCCCGCACAAUAUGCGCCGGUUCGAGUCCUCGCUGCGCCUCGUGGAGGGCAUGGAGGUGGAGGACGUGCAGGCGAAGCUGCGGCCGCUGGCGGUCGAGGCCGCCUGGCAGCUGGGCAGCUGGGACAGGCUGGAGCAGGCGCUCGCGCGGCCGGCCGCGCGCGAGGCCGACGACUUCCAGGUCCGCCUCGGCCAGGCCCUGCUCGAGUUCCACCGCGGCGAUUCCGCCAGGCUCGAGGGCGCGCUGAGGGACGCCACCCUCAGCGUGACGCAGACCGUGGCCUCCGCCGCCCGGGAGUCGUACACCCGCGCCUACCAGCACCUGCUCAAGCUGCACGUGGUUUCCGACCUUUCCUGGCUGGCCGCGAGGCGCACCGACGCCGGAUCCGCGCCGCCAGCACCGGGGGAGCUGGCAGCCUGGCUGAUGGAGAGGGCCGAGGUGGUGGCGCCCACGCUCUCGGCGAGGCAGCUGGUGCUGAGCCCGCUGCGGACGGCGCUGGAGGACAUGGGCCUGGCGGACGAUUGCAAGCGCGUGGAGCUGGCCGUUGCGCGGCUCUGCCGGAAGCACGGAGCGCCGGUCGCGAUGGAGCACCCGGCUGUGAGCUUCGGCGGCCUGGGCGUGCGCGCCGAGACGCUGGCGCGCGCGCAGCUCGAGUGGGGCAAGCUGCUCUACGCGGGUGGUUCGCACCACGACGCGCUGCGGCACAUGCAGCAGCUGGCGCCGCGGAGCCCGAAGGCGAGGCUGCUGGGCGCGCGGUGGGCCACCGAGCCCGCGUCCGAGCUGCUGAUUCCCCGUGUGGCCGAGGCAGAGUUCAAGGCGGCCAAGGAGGGCCUCCCCGCCGACGAAGCCGCCUGUUUCUACCACGCGGCCUACCUGGACCGGCUGUUGAAGGAGCAGCUCGCGCGGAGGGGCCUGGCCUCUGCCCCAGGGCCGCAGGCCGAGAGGAGCCCCUUCGACGUGAGGAACCUGGUCACCUUCACGCUGCGCGGCUACCUCGACGCACUGCGGAGGGGCACCAACGGCUCCACUUCAUCCUCAACAGGGUCCUCCAGCUGGCGUGGGACUGCUGCGAGCUGGACGUGCACAAGGCCGCUGCCCUGUCGGAGAUAG